CCCUCUCCUCUCCUCCUCCUCUUUUUUAGAAGCAACGAUCGGAGAUGGAUGUCUCUCUUUGCCCAGCCAAGUGUAGUUUCUGGCGGAUUUUCUUGCUGGGAAGCGUCUGGCUGGACUAUGUGGGCUCCGUGCUGGCUUGCCCUGCAAAUUGUGUCUGCAGCAAGACUGAGAUCAAUUGCCGGCGGCCGGACGAUGGGAACCUCUUCCCUCUCCUGGAAGGGCAGGAUUCGGGGAACAGCAAUGGGAAUGCCAGCAUCAACAUCACGGACAUCUCAAGGAAUAUCACUUCCAUACACAUAGAGAACUGGCGCGGUCUGCACACGCUCAACGCCGUGGACAUGGAGCUCUACACCGGCCUCCAGAAGCUGACCAUCAAGAACUCAGGACUUCGGAGCAUCCAGCCCAGAGCCUUUGCCAAGAAUCCCCACUUGCGCUAUAUAAACCUGUCCAGUAACCGGCUCACCACACUCUCAUGGCAACUCUUCCAGACGCUGAGUCUUCGGGAAUUGAGGCUGGAGCAGAACUUCUUCAACUGCAGCUGUGACAUCCGCUGGAUGCAGCUGUGGCAGGAGCAGGGGGAGGCCAAGCUGAACAGCCAGAACCUCUACUGCAUCAGUGCCGACGGCUCCCAGCUGCCCCUCUUCCGCAUGAACAUCAGCCAGUGUGACCUCCCUGAGAUCAGUGUGAGUCAUGUCAACCUGACCGUACGAGAGGGUGACAACGCUGUCAUCACUUGCAAUGGCUCUGGCUCGCCCCUGCCCGAUGUGGACUGGAUAGUCACUGGGCUGCAGUCCAUCAACACCCACCAGACAAAUCUGAACUGGACCAAUGUACACGCCAUCAACCUGACGCUGGUAAAUGUGACGAGUGAGGACAAUGGCUUCACCCUGACAUGCAUUGCAGAGAACGUGGUGGGCAUGAGCAAUGCCAGCGUCGCCCUCACGGUCCACUACCCCCCACGCGUGGUGAGCCUGGAGGAGCCGGAGCUGCGCCUGGAGCACUGCAUCGAGUUCGUGGUGCGCGGCAACCCACCGCCCACGCUGCACUGGCUGCACAACGGGCAGCCGCUGCGGGAGUCCAAGAUCAUCCGUGUGGAGUACUACCAGGAGGGCGAGGUCUCCGAGGGCUGCCUGCUCUUCAACAAGCCCACCCACUACAACAAUGGCAACUACACCCUCAUUGCCAAGAACCCCCUGGGCACAGCCAACCAGACCAUCAACGGCCACUUCCUCAAGGAGCCCUUUCCAGAGAGCACGGAUAACUUUGUCUCUUUCUAUGAAGUGAGCCCCACACCUCCUAUCACUGUGACCCACAAGCCAGAGGAAGACACUUUUGGGGUAUCCAUAGCGGUCGGACUGGCUGCUUUUGCCUGUGUCCUGCUGGUGGUUCUCUUCAUUAUGAUCAACAAGUACGGUCGACGGUCCAAAUUUGGAAUGAAGGGUCCCGUGGCUGUCAUCAGCGGCGAGGAGGACUCAGCCAGCCCUCUGCACCACAUCAACCAUGGCAUCACCACGCCCUCGUCGCUGGACGCCGGGCCGGACACGGUGGUCAUCGGCAUGACCCGCAUCCCGGUCAUUGAGAACCCUCAGUACUUCCGUCAGGGACACAACUGCCACAAGCCAGACACGUGGGUCUUUUCAAACAUAGACAAUCAUGGGAUAUUAAACUUGAAGGACAAUAGAGAUCAUCUAGCCCCAUCAACUCACUUUAUAUAUGAGGAGCCUGAGGUCCAGAGUGGGGAAGUGGCUUACCCAAGGUCACAUGGUUUCAGAGAAAUUAUGUUGAAUCCAAUAAGCCUUCCCGGACAUUCCAAGCCUCUUAACCAUGGCAUCUAUGUUGAGGAUGUCAAUGUUUAUUUCAGCAAAGGACGUCAUGGCUUUUAGAAACUCUUUUUAAGCCUCCCUGUUUUGAUGUCACCUUGUAGGCUGGGCCCUCUGAGAGGCUGGAAGCUCUAGGCGUUGUUCUGUUCGGAUCCGGGGAUGCUAAGUAGAAACUACAUAAGCCACCGGUGCCCCCGCGCCCUUUGACACCACCAAGACGGGUGUUCCCCCCAUCCGCCACCGGCAGGGCUGCCCAUCCCCUCCAGUCAUCACUGUGCUCCUUUUUUCCGGCCUCCAAGGCAGCUCCUGCCAUCAUCCUUAGAGCCAAUACAGAGAAUUAAAAGCCUGUACACCAGGAAGCAUCUUUCAAACAUAUUAGCCAUUCUCUUGCUUUACAAAAACAACCCAGCCACCACGAGAAAGCCUGAUGAAGUCCAGCCGUGCUCCGGCCUCGCUUCCCCUGCUCGGAAGCGAGGGGGCUCUCCCUGGCUCUCCCUAGGAUGCCAGGCUGUCCUCUUAGUGACCUCGUCGCCCUGAAACCUCCCGUGGGGAAGAACAUCUAAGCCGAGGUGGAGACGGCGCGGUGAGAGGAGGGGGAGCCAGGCCCAAGUAUUGGCACCAGAUUAGGUCUCAGAGGAAAGAAUGGAAACCAGUUGUUUUCUAUACUAUUAUUUUGUUUUUUUGGUGGAGAAAACCAUCCCUUUUUUUGGACACACUUUCCCCCUACUUCCUCCUCUCUCUGGAGCGGCUCACAGUGAGUGUGAUGUUAGCAAACCCCUUGGCGAGGCGGAUGCUCCAGGGCUGCUCCUCGGUCUCUAGGCCUGCGGUUCCGACGCGUUUGGCUGCAGGAGGCCUGCCCGUGAACUGGCCAUCCUACUAGGACCACAAGGGACCAAGGAAAUCAGGGACCAAGGCCCUUCCUGCUGGCCUGUAAUCCUGGGAUUGGCUCUCUUCCCCCACUUUUACGUAUCUUGACUCUGAGAACUUUCGGAACCCAAUGGAAUCGCCAUUUCAAGGCCAAGGUGAACUGAAGGGGAAGAGAAGUAAAACUUGGCCUCCUCCAGCCCCUCUCAUGGCACCAGUGGAAGUGCCAUCUGUUCUCUGGUCAAUAUAUGUGUUUACUUUGCUUGCUUUGACUCAUGCCUUACUCCAUGGCCACUCUCUUCCAAAGAGGGGGGUUUGUGUCCACCAUUUUCAAUGUGAUCCACUGGGGAGAGGGGCAGGGAGGCCCUUCCCCUGCUUCAGUAGGAAAGGUACCAUUGUAGGGCCUGAACCUCUCCCAGAGUUUUGCUGCCACGUUGGCUGCUGAGUGGACUUUGGGCUUGGCCUAAUUCCCCCAACCUUUGGUGCCUCCGCUGUGGGGCGUCAGCACAGGCUGCCCCCUGGAGGGUGGAGCAUGGAGGAAGGGGGGGCCAACUAUGGGGAGCCCUUAGGACAAAAUGGUGGUGGUUUUGGAGCAGUGACACACAGCGAUAGGUAACAGACUUUCUACCUUUGGCUAAUUUAACUGGGGGUUAAACUUCCCAUGUAGGGUUUGACGUCCUGAGUCCUGUGGAUGGCGUUUCUUCAUGUCAGGUUUCUAGCCUGACCCUGCAGAUGCCUCCAUGGGGUGUAAAAUGCAGUGCUUUCCAAGGUCUUGCCCAGUAUCUGGGGUGGCCUCCCGGCACCUGAAUGUCCAGAGUAUCACGCGGGGAUUCAGGUUCUCUGCGGGGCCUCGAGGUGUGUAUCUAUCUAGCCCCUCCCAGCUCCCCACCAUCCUGCCCGCUGCCGUGGCAUGUCAGGCUGUUCCCCAUCGUGUCCUGCCAACCCUAUGGACCAGGGCCUCCUCCUGAGUGUGGCUUUAAGGAGUAAGCUUGAGGAUGAUGUUUUUUAAUUAUUGUAAAUCAUUACCUCAUUUCCAGCCUCCCAGGCUCCAUCCAUCCCAGCAUCUUUUAUCUGCCAUUUUCCUCACCUUGUGCUAUGACAAUGGGGCGUUGUGUUUCCACAGAGACUUAUAGGAGUGUUCAGUGUAUAGUUUCUUAAUAAACACUUUAUUUUCUAAUGAAAUGACUGGAUCAGACCUCUUAUUUGGCAAUUUUGCAAAGAAUAUUAAAGAUAUAUAGAAAUUUCAGGCUUCCCAUGUUUUUUUUUUCAUUCCUCCCUAUUUUACUGUUAAGGUUUUAAAGAAGUUUCUUAGCCAAGUCCUAUCUGCAAAGGUGUUUACAGUCUGUUUCGUUGAUUGCUUUCACUGAGAGAGUGUGUUUUCUCAUCUUAUUGAGAAGGAAUCAGAAGCACAGAGAGGUUGAAUGGUUCAUUCAGGGUCACAGAGCACAAGAGGCAGAAGCAAGCUUCAAAUCUGACUCCUCCAUAUACAACUGAGGCUACUGAGACUUUGGUUCUGUUGUCCAAGCAGCCAAAGUUUAUGGAGAUUCUUUCUUCAGGGCUGAUGUUGAAGGGGGUC
Molecule: messenger RNA, 4260 nt
Organism: Camelus dromedarius (Arabian camel)
Lineage: Eukaryota; Metazoa; Chordata; Mammalia; Artiodactyla; Camelidae
Gene: NTRK3
Product: neurotrophic receptor tyrosine kinase 3
Exons: 14
Coding region: 45-1883 (612 amino acids)
Biological process (GO): positive regulation of neuron projection development; protein phosphorylation; cellular response to nerve growth factor stimulus
Cellular component (GO): plasma membrane; cell-cell junction; axon
Molecular function (GO): neurotrophin binding; cell adhesion molecule binding; neurotrophin receptor activity
Source: RefSeq, a predicted model, not a curated record